GGGUCAUCUGGUGAAUCCCCAGAACAAUCCCUCCCCUCAAUAAGAAUAAUUCCCUGGUUGGAGUGAAGCAGUCUCUGUGUACCUCGGCACACGCUUCAAUCGUUGUCGUCCUCGACGUUUCUCCUUUGGCAUCAAUACGCAUCUGCUCGGAUAUAAACAAACCCAUUCACUCGCUGCAACCAAACCCACCAUGUCCCAUCCGGACAGAACCAGCUUCACCCCCCGCGAUACCAUCGCUCAUCUCUGGCAAGGCCUCCGUCUCCCUCCAGACACCCUUGACGCCCUCUGCCUCAUCGAAUCCUCCCAGCCCGGUCUCCCCUCUUCCUACAAAGUUGGCCAUCUCGCCCAAGCCUCCAUUGCGCUCUCUGCCCUUCUGGCAUCUCAAAUCCACAGCCUUAGGAACACGAUCCCCCCACCCAAAGUCCGCGUGCCCCCCGACCACGCCUGUGUCGAGUUCAAGUGCGAGCGUCUCUACACCCUGAACGGGGCCCCCGCUCCCUCGGCCUGGGGCCCUAUUGGCGGCCUCCACCGAACCUCCGACGGCUACGUCCGGGUCCACGAUAACUUUCCCAACCACCGCGAGGGCGCCAAAUCCCUCCUUGGUUGCUCGCCAAGGGCAACCCGGGAGGAAGUCGCCUCCAAGAUCCUCUCCUGGCGCUCCGUCGACCUCGAAUCUACUGCCGUCGACAACCACCUUGCCAUCGCCGCGCUUCGCACCUACGAGCAAUGGGAUGUCCUUCCCCAAGCCAAAGCCAUCGCAGACUUUCCCAUUCGGCUUCACAAGAUCGGCGAGGCCCCCGCCGGUCUACCAGCCCGGAUGGGCCCACAUGCCGAUAAAUGUCUGCGGGGGCUUCGUGUCCUUGAACUGUCGCGGGUCAUUGCAGCCCCUCUAUGCGGGAAGACGCUCGCUACGCACGGGGCCGAUGUCCUCUGGGUAACGAGUCCUCAUCUCCCUGAUCUGCCGGAUGUCGACCGGGAAUUUGGCUGCGGGAAGAGGACCAUCCAAUUCGAUCUCCGUGACGAGGAAGACGCAGCGGAGCUUUUCGCCCUGCUCGACGACGCAGACGUCUUCAUUCAAGGCUACAGACCAGGGAGUCUCGCCUCUCGCGGUCUCUCCCCGGAUGCCAUCAUGAAAAGACGCCCCAACCGUGGGGUCGUCUGCGCCAACAUGUCCGCGUACGGCCCCGAUGGCCCAUGGUCCACCCGUCGAGGCUUCGACUCGCUCGUCCAGACCUGCUCCGGCAUGAACGUCUCCGAGGCCGAACACUUUGGGGCCGGAGAGGCCGCCCGUGCUCUCCCAUGCCAGGCGCUCGACCAUGCCGGCGGCUACUUCCUGGCGGCCGGGAUCAUGGCGGCGCUGUACAAGCAAGCCACCGUAGGGGGAUCCUGGCAGGUGGAUGUCUCGCUGGCGGGGGUGAUGAAAUACCUCCGCUCGUUAGGUCAAUACGAGGGCAAGACGGGAUUUCAAGGCGUCCCCGACUACAUUCGCCCCGACGACGUCCCGACCGAGUAUCUCGAAACCCGAGCGACUGGGUUCGGUGUGAUGACUGCCAUCCGUCACGCCGCGAGCAUCGAAGGCGUCGACAUCGGAUGCGACAUCAUGCCCAAACCACUUGGAUCGGACGAAAAGCGGUGGCUGGAAUGAUGCUGUGAUGCGACGCUGCAUCUACCCCGCAUCGUGAGAGCACAGAUUGCACAAAGAAAAAGCACGCAUGCAGCGGCGCCUGCACCUCAACAAAGCAAAUAUGCCACCCAAUAAUGCCCUUCCACGACAGUCUGGUUCUCAAUCUGAUGCUGGUUCUGCAGCAGUGCUGACAGGAAUGCCCAAGAUUUGCUUUUGAUCUGCAGGCGUGUCCAUUUGGGUGAAGUCCGAUCAAUUCCGAGGCGAUAGAAGUCCCGCUAGUGAGCAUGAUGGAGAUAAAUAGCACAGGUCCCAGAUUGAUCGAAUGUUUCCAUUGAUUGCUGUCCUUUUUAUCAUUCCCAGUAACGAAUCGGAACUUAUCUCUUGAAGACACGAAGAAGAAGGAUACUAAGAUGAAAGUCA
Molecule: messenger RNA, 2044 nt
Organism: Aspergillus ibericus CBS 121593
Lineage: Eukaryota; Fungi; Ascomycota; Eurotiomycetes; Eurotiales; Aspergillaceae
Product: CAIB/BAIF family enzyme
Exons: 2
Coding region: 191-1645 (484 amino acids)
Molecular function (GO): catalytic activity
Source: RefSeq, a predicted model, not a curated record